CCCAAAUUUUAAGAUGGCGUCUUUUUUACUGGAUUCAGCUCUGAUGUUUGGAACACAAACAUUAUUUUUUGGAUUUGGUUGGCUAUUUUUCAUGAGAAAACUCUUCAAAUUUUAUGAGAUUCGUAACAUGUUUGUACAAGUUUUGUUUUCAGUCACAUUUGCCCUUUCGUGUACAAUGUUUGAAUUAAUUAUCUUUGAAAUACUUGGCAUUAUGGACUCAAAUUCGCGUUAUUUUCAUUGGCAGCUUAACCUCUACCUCAUACUAGUUACUCUGAUUGUGGUAAUCCCAUUGUACAUAUCAAGCCAAAUAGCCAGAGUCCUUCCUUGUGUACGUAGGAAAAUGUCAAUAUGGGUAUCUGUUGCAAUUUGGCUGGUUUUUAUUUAUUUCUUUUGGAAACUUGGAGACCCAUUUCCCAUUUUAAACCGGAAACACGGUAUUUUCUCAAUUGAACAGCCAAUAAGUAGAGUAGGAGUGAUUGGUGUAACAAUAAUUGGUAUAUUGUCUGGUUUUGGUGCUGUCAAUGCCCCCUAUACAUACAUGGCCUACUUCAUCAGAAAUAUUGAUGAUUCAGAGAUUUCAAAUUCAGAGAGAAGACUACUGCAGACAAUGGACAUGAUCAUCUCAAAGAAGAAAAGAAUUGCUCUAGCAAAGAAAGAGAACAGUUUAAGAUAUCAAGAUGAUAGUAUGUCACAGAGUAGCGGAGGAAAGAGGAUGAUGAAAAUGUGGAACAUAUUCUCUGGAAUAAGCUCUUCAAGUUCAGAGAAUAUCAGUGCAUUGCAAACUGAAGUGGCCAGUCUUGAAGAGUUAAGUAGACAAAUGUUUGUGGACUAUGUUGACUUAAGAGAGACAAAGGACAGAGUGGUGUAUUCAAAGACUCUUAAAGGUCGCUAUUAUGACAUUGUUGGCCACUUUUUUUCUAUUUAUUGUGUGUACAAGAUCAUUAUGUGUACUAUUAACAUCAUUUUUGAUAGGGUUGGAAAAGUUGAUCCUGUUACUAGAGGCUUGUCUAUCCUAGUCAACUGGCUUGGAUUUAAAGUUGACGUUUUAUUUUGGUCUCAACAUGUUUCUUUCAUAUUAGUUGGUAUUAUUGUCAUUACAUCAAUAAGAGGUCUACUAAUCACUCUCACUAAAUUUUUCUAUGCCAUUGCAAGCAGCAAGUCUUCAAAUGCUAUUGUCUUAUGUCUAGCAGAAGUUAUGGGUAUGUAUUUUGUAUCAUCAGUCCUUCUAAUGAGAAUGAAUGUUCCAGAAGAGUAUAGGACUAUCAUCACAAGAGUCUUAGGGCAGCUUGACUUCAGUUUUUAUCAUCGUUGGUUUGAUGUUAUAUUUUUAGUCAGUGCUUUAACUAGUAUUGUAUUUCUUUAUAUUGCUCACCAGCAGUCAUCAAGUAAAAGAACAGGAUAACACAUACAUUACUAAUGAUGUCUUAAUUAUUAUUUUAAUUUCUCGAUUCUGUCAGUGUCACGGUUCAUUAAUUGCUGCCUGACAAAAAUUUUCAACAAAAUCAAAA
Amphimedon queenslandica is the source of this 1508-nucleotide messenger RNA. Its product is annotated as Golgi pH regulator-like. Gene Ontology annotation, biological process: intracellular pH reduction. The coding region runs from base 14 to 1402 and encodes 462 amino acids. The record is from RefSeq and is a predicted model, not a curated record. Gene Ontology annotation, molecular function: voltage-gated monoatomic anion channel activity. Gene Ontology annotation, cellular component: Golgi cisterna membrane. The transcript is spliced from 18 exons. NCBI's taxonomy places the organism in Eukaryota, Metazoa, Porifera, Demospongiae, Haplosclerida, Niphatidae.